AUGUUAAUAACACACAGGGGAACGAAGGUCGAUAUUGGCCCAAACACGCAGCACCCCGCCGUGACCGUCGCCAUCAAAUCGCAUGGAGCUCAGCAACGAGCCAAAAUCUCAACAACGGCCGCCCACAACGAUGCCAUACGGGAUGAAGACGCGUUCGCAAGGCGAUACUUAGCCUCCCAGAGCUCUAUCUACUUCCGCAAACGAAAAACCUACCCUCGAUCGUUCUUCUGGCGGGUCAUUGACGACGGCACCUGUCUUGAGCUAAGAGCUGUUGAUUUGACGAAGAGCUCCCAGGAUCAUCAUGAAUCGAAUGUUGCUAUUCGACUCGAGCUUGAAGAUACCAUCGUACCUCAUGGCGUAGCUCUGGCGGACGUGGAGGGCCAUGAAUCACUUAGUGUUUUUGUUAUGCUGAGAUCAAAGCAGCUCUACACAUUCGCAAUGAGGCCGGAAUACUUCCGGAAACCAGAGUUGAUAGAUGAAAACAUAAAUGAUUGGUGCAAGACCUGCAGUCCGGCACCGUUGGGGUUUUCGUUUCCACAUCGGUUAUAUGCUGCCUCGCCUUAUGAGCUGUUUAUUUCUCUUGAUAGCGGAUCUCUUUUGCGUCUGACGAGGAAAGUCGGUGAUGAUGGAUCCCACUGGUUCCCCGUUACUUUUGAUGAAAAGAGCUGGAGCUUUUCUUUACGCGGACUCGUCAAGUGGAGCGGCGAGCAGGCGGUGCAAUACGAUGGCAGGUUCCUGGACCCUAACACCCCUAAUGCGAUUGCAACAACCUCCGAUCAGGCGUUUGUCUUUGUGGUCGGGCUAAACCACUCUUUAAAAGUUUGGAACCUAGCAAGCCAAAAGCUGGUUGGGUCAAAGGACUUGUUGAACCGAACUAGUCAAUCCCAGGACGCUUCGCCCUUGACCUUGAACCCAGACGAAUCCGCAUUUAUUCGAGUUUUUACUGCAGAGAGGGCAGCGGAGGGCAACAUGUACUAUGCUGUAACAUACUCACCUCAGGAUGAUGGUCAGUUCAAAUUUUGGGCUGUCGGGGGUGGAAUUACAAGCCAAUUGGUGAUUGAGGACCUUUUCCCGGAUUCAAAACUCCAACCUGCGGAUCCAGACCCGUCUGGUAGUGUAUUCUGGAACGUGGUUGACUUCCAAAUCAAGUCAAUGGAUGAAGGCAGAAAUAUGGCACUUUGGGUCCUCUGGAAAAGUCAUAACUCUUACCGACUUUACACCAUUCAUUUUGAUUUGGUGGAUCUGGCCAAGGUAUGGAAUACCAAUUGGACAAUGACAUCGUUCACAUUCCCUGGAAACAAUGCACCCCCAAGCCCCGUGCGGUCCGAUACGACAGAUACACAGGAGAAAUGGAUUGAAUAUCUCUUUGCACCUGGGAGAUACUCAUCUGAAAUUCUCAGGACUGCUUUGGCAAUUUAUCAGGAUGCCUUGAAAUUGAAACAUACUCGCUCCUUGGGCAGUAAGUCGACGGCGUCAUCACUACAACAGGAUGUCUGCACAAUAAUAACUCAAUCUGUCACGCUACGACAACUCCCGGAUGCGGAAAUGGACUUUUCAAAGUACUACAGAGACUUGGAAGCAAAGUGGCAACAAUUCUGGCAGAUUGUUGAAGAUAUCAACAAGAAGACACAAGAAGCGAUAAGCCUUGCCUAUGAUGCAUACAGUGACCUUCCCUGGUUAAUAUUCAGUGGCGGAUCGGCUAUCAUUCGUGAAUGUGAUAGUACUGAGCUUAUGCUGCACAAUGAUGGAGAGACUCUAGGCAAUGGUAUCGACGUCCUCGAAACGUGUUGGCCACAUAGGAAUAUACCCCGUGAACUAGGGGAGCGCCCUGGCCAAUCCGCAAGUCUUGCUAACCUCGCAAUGACAUUUCGAACACUUUUUUCAGCUGAACUUAGCGAGUCAUGCCGGACAGCUUUGGAUAACGAAAUCUUUGCUGAGCCUUCGCUCUCCGCUGCAGAGAGAGUUGAGGCUUUCCAUACCAACUGUGGAUUUGCAGAAUUCAUUACUGAGGAAUUGUUUGAAGCUGGCUGUGCAAAUAUCGAGGAAACUAUUGGAUAUAAAGGCCUCACCACCGAAACAUUCUUUUCCAUCAUUGAUACACUACCUUUGAGUUUCCCAGGGAAGGACUCUGAACUCCAGUCCACAGCCUUUGGACGCAAUGCAAUAACCCACGGAGCUCAAGAGGUCCUAAUCCAAAGCAGGCAAAUCAUACAUGACCUGUUGCUUUUCGCCGUUUUUGUCGAAACUGAAGUGAAUUUAGAGUCUGAGAACACUGAAUUCGACGGACCUAUGAUCUUUAGUACAUUAAUUGACCUAUUAAAGGAGUACGAGUUGAUGAUAUGGCUAGCGACAAACGUGCGACCCAGACAGAAAAAGAACCGAUCUGAUACCACAUCAUCUGUUCGAUUUGGUCCAAAGGCCUGUGAAGUCAACCAAUGCACUACUAUCCUAGAAGAUCUAUUCGCAAUUCACAUCAAGCCUCAACCUGCUGCAGGUGUUCCCCAGAUGUACGCAAUGACGCAGCAAAUUCAAGACGUCAUAUCAUGGGUUACGAGACAAGGGGAAGUGUCGCUUUCAAACAUCUUGGUGUUUAUCCAAUGUGAUCUUCUCGCUUCUGAUAACCUCGAACUUGCAUCUGAUUUCCUUCGUUUUCAACCAAGUACUGCCUGGGCAACCUAUGUCAAGGGACGAUUAUACCUAGCAAAAUCUGAUUUCGACACAGCAGCAGUUUACUUCCAAAAGGCUGCCUAUCUUCUCUCCUAUGGAAAAGCCGUUGGUAAUCUCCAUGAAAUGUCUUCAAAUCUUCUUGAUAUUGUGUCUGUGGAUAACUUCUACAAUGGGCUUCCGAGAUAUUUCCAGCACAUUGUCAACCUUUUCGAGCUUUCUCGAGCCUUUAUUCACGUCGCCGACUUUGCCAACCUCGCUCUUCAGGCUCUUGGAUCUAGUCCAAAGAAAAACGAGACAGAUCUUGAACAUAAGAACCUUCGAAGUGACUUGCUUUCUCGGUUAUUCCACGCUUCUUUGAAAACAUGUCGAUUUGAUGAUGCCUACUCAGCUCUUGCCAGAUAUACAGAUCUUGCAUUACAGAAGUCUGCGCUAACAUCUCUUACCACCACAAUCCUAACUGCCUAUGGACCGGGAACAGUAGGUCUACAAAAGGUUCUCCGCCUCCCUCUUUCCUUGACUCCCCAUCUAUGCUCUCAUGUCGAUGAUGUUCUGGCAUCUCUCGCGAGCAAACAGUCACCCCUGGGACCUUCUAUCAACCAAACAGUACCCUUGAGCGGUUGGCAGGGGACCCAAACCCCACCAGAAUAUCGUCGUGUCCUAAAAGCCUACCGAAUUGCUCGCAACGACAUUCGUGGAGCGGCAGAGAUCUCGUAUCAAACCGUUAGCCGGCUCAGGGAUCUUAGAGACCGCCCAACUACCUCAAAAGUGAAGUUCUUCACACCAGAAGAUGUUUCCAAUGAUCUGAACGAAGACGACAUCGAGAGCAGAGAAUUGCGAAACGAGCUUCUCUCCCUAAUCAACCUCCUUGCUUGUAUGGAGAAGAACGAAGCAUACAUUGUGGUCGAGCAAUUUGAUCCAGACGCAAAUCGACGCGAUAGCAUAAGUUCAAACCUUCACCGAUCAACUAGUAGCAUUGACGACCCAUUCACCACCUCUACUUCUUCCGCCCGGAACCCCUUUUCACACAGCUCUGAUAGCCGCAAGAUGAGUUUAUCCAGUUCACCUACCCUGCAGAAUCAUAACUUGAGCCUGUCACGGUCAUCGACUGAGCUGAAGAUCAACCGUGCAAAGCGGAUCGUCAUCACGCUUGAAGAUCUUCGCAAGGAGUAUCAGAUCGAGUUAGAUCGAGUAAGCAGGAUUCGAAGCGGAGACUGGGAAUUUGGUGCAGUUGAAGACAUGGAAAUGGCAGGUGUAUGA
This is a messenger RNA of Nannizzia gypsea CBS 118893, 3924 nucleotides long. RefSeq lists its product as hypothetical. The transcript is spliced from 3 exons. Gene Ontology annotation, cellular component: nuclear pore. Gene Ontology annotation, molecular function: structural constituent of nuclear pore. The coding region runs from base 1 to 3924 and encodes 1307 amino acids. The record is from RefSeq and is a predicted model, not a curated record. Lineage: Eukaryota; Fungi; Ascomycota; Eurotiomycetes; Onygenales; Arthrodermataceae.